Nymphaea colorata (pocket water lily) is the source of this 630-nucleotide messenger RNA. Its product is annotated as mitotic-spindle organizing protein 1-like. Gene Ontology annotation, biological process: gamma-tubulin complex localization; mitotic spindle assembly; microtubule nucleation by interphase microtubule organizing center. Gene Ontology annotation, cellular component: spindle; gamma-tubulin ring complex; interphase microtubule organizing center. The coding region runs from base 89 to 307 and encodes 72 amino acids. Lineage: Eukaryota; Viridiplantae; Streptophyta; Magnoliopsida; Nymphaeales; Nymphaeaceae. The transcript has 2 exons. The record is from RefSeq and is a predicted model, not a curated record.
UUCAAACCCAAGCAAGGUUAACCAUUUGGCGGGUUUUAAGAGAGAGAGAGUGGGGCAAAACCCUGGUUCUGGCGGAACGACGGCAGCCAUGGAUUCUGCGGCUUCUCAGAACGCCCGAGAAUCGUUGGAUCUGGUGCUACACAUCUCGAACUUGCUGAGCACGGGGUUGGACCGCCAUACGCUUUCCAUCCUCGUAGACCUCUGCGAGAGGGGUGUCAACCCCGAGGCCCUCGCUGCCGUCGUCAGGGAGAUCCGCCAAGAAUCCUCCGCUCCCCCUCUCCACCACCUCAAGGACCAACAUCAUUAGCUUCCCCCCGCGGCAGCCAAUCAUCGUCGUCCUUCUCCUCUUGAAUCCGGAUGUAUGAAUGAGAAGGUGACAGGUGGUGAAGUGGAUUUGCAGCGUCGAACAUGCAAAUGAUGUCAAGAUAUCUUACAUUUUGUGAAAGUCUGUAUCUUCUCUAGGUGGCUAAAUUGUUAUUAGCUGCUCGAGAAGCAUCUCUAUGGUAUCCAUUAAACUUACAGGAUUAUUUUGGACCUUUUGUUUCUGAAGCGGUCCACAGAUUCUAUUGUACAUUAUUUGUCAAAACAUUUCUUCAGUUUGUGUUCCUUGGUGUAUCCUCUUCUAGUUCA